GGUGUUGGUGGUGGUGGUGGUAGUGGUGGUGGUGGUGUUGGUGGUGGUGGUGGUAGUGGUGUUGGUGGUGGUGGUGGUAGUGGUGGUGGUGGUGUUGGUGGUGGUGGUGGUAGUGGUGGUGGUGUUGUUGGUGGCGGGGGUGGUGACACGUUGUGGGGGCAGAGCAGGAGGAUCGUGGAUGGUGCUCGACCUCGUCCUGAUCUUCACAGCAACAACUACAUCAACAACAACAGCAGCAACAACUACAUCAUCAACAACAACAGCAGCAACAACUACAUUAUCAACAGCAGCGUCAACUACAACUACAUUAUCAACAGCAGCGUCAACUACAACUACAUCAUCAACAACAGCGUCAACAGCAGCAACAACUACAUCAUCAACAGCAGUAACACUACAUCAACAACUACAUCAUCAACAGCAGUAACAACUACAUCAACAACUACAUCAUCAACAGCAGUAACAACUACAUCAACAACUACAUCAUCAACAGCAGUAACAACUACAUCAACAACUACAUCAUCAACAGCAGUAACAACUACAUCAACAACUACAUCAUCAACAGCAGUAACAACUACAUCAACAACUACAGCAGCAGCAGCAGCACGUCCUGCCGGUUGACGAUGGGCGACCCGGGCAGCGCGCAGCGACUGCAAGAGGCGCACGCGAAGGUGGUCUCGGAUUGCAGGGCCAAGAUACAGCACUGGGAGAAGGUUCGGAUGGAUUAUAGUGUCUUGCGAGACCGCCUCAGCACCCUUCCCGAUCGCCUGCACUACAGCGUCAUGGUACCCAUGGGGCCCCUCGCCUUCAUGCCUGGCCACCUCAUUAAGACUAAUGAGGUGACGGUGCUGCUGGGAGACAAUUGGUUCGCCUCGUUAUCGGCCAAGCAAGCGGAAGGCAUCGCAGAGCACCGCAUGCAACACGUCCAGAAGACGAUCGACGACCUGGGCAGAGCGCAGGGGAGCGUUGAGUCCCGUCAGAGGUUCACCAGCGAGCUCGCGGGGCUGGACAAGGAAAGGGGGAAUAUGGAAAUACGGGAGGAGUUGGAGAACGAUGAACCGAGGCAGAAAGGAAAGCCGCGGGUGGCCCACAGCCCCCACUCGAGGCCCCCCCCCGCCCCUCCCCGCGAGACCCCGGCCGCACCUCCCGACCCCCGUCACCAGCGAGAGGACACGGAGGAGAUGAGUCGUAUCUGGGCGAGGCUGGAUGAGCUGGAGAGGGAGGAGGAGGCGAUGGAUGAAGUGUUCAGGGCAGAAGAUAGCAACCCUGCUGAUGCUGAUGAUGUUGCUGAUGGUGACAUUGCUGAUGAUAAUGCUGGUGGUGGUGGAGAUAUUUUGGAAGAUUCAGAGUCCAAUCAAAUCCACCGUCACAUAUCGGUAACCACCAAAAGUUCUAAAGAGGAGCAGGAGGGGUCUGCGUGGGAGGGCGAGGGGCUUGGCGACGACCUCACGGAGUGGGAGGGGACGCCCACCAUUCGCUUCUCCCACACGACGGAACCCAAGAAGGUGCGUAUCGACACCGGCAGGAACACGACGCUCAAGUUCAGCGAGCGGAGGGAGCAGCAGCAGCAGCAUCGUCGGCGCAGGCACAGCGGUGGUAGCAAUGGCGGCACCACCACUCUCCGCUCCCCGGCCGACAUCUACAGGUGGUUUGUGGACGUGGCGAGCGGCCACCGCCGCCCACGCAAGUCCAUCCUGAAGUCGCGCAGCCACGAGGACGGCCUGGGUAGCGACGAGUUCAGCUACGGCGGCUACGGCGGCAGCAGCAGCAGCAACAGUGGAAGCAGCAACGGCAGCAGCAGCUACAACGGCAGCAGCAAUGGCAGCAGCAGCAUCAGCGACUCCAUCAUUAGCGCCAUCAUCGCCGGUAGUGGUGGCGGUGGUGGUGGUUGUGCCGGAGAUGCGGUCUUCCAUCCUUCAGAGGGGGGUGAUGGCAACACAACCGGCAACAAUAACGUCAUCAGCAGCAGCAGCAACAAUAAGGUCACCAGCAGCAGCAACAACAAUAACAUCGACUCCACCACCAACAACUCAACUGCCACCAACUCCACCACCACCAACAACAACAUCACCUGUGAGUCAUCCAUCACGAGUCAGUCGCCCACCACCACCGACAGCAGCAGCAAGGAGGUGGUGGAGGAGGAGAUGUCAAGAUGUCCACUGCCUGAUGCGUUUUCUGGAGUUGUCUCGGAGAGAUCGGCCCAUGGCGCUCCGCCGUUGUCGCCGCCGCCAGCCACGGCGCCAGCCACGGCGCCAGCCACGGCGCCAGCCACGGCGCCAGCCACGGCGCCAGCCACGGCGCGCCGCCACCACGACGACGAUGGCGGCAGGGCAGGUGCGGGUGGUGACGGCUCCCACUCCGGCGAGCCUCCUGCUGCACCCAGACGCGUCUCCAAGUUCAAGGCGGAGCGACUCGCCUCCAUGCGGUGACGGCGACAACCACCACGCCGUGACGUGGCUGUGACACCGUAGCCGUGACGACGACCACGCCGUGAUGUGGCGGUGACAUCGUAGCCGUGACGACGACCACGCCGUGACGUGGCGGUGACAUCGUAGCCGUGACGACGAUGAAGGUGACGUAGCGGUGACAUCGUAGCCGUGACGACCAUGAAGGUGACGUAGCGGUGAUAUCGUAGCCGUGACGACGAUGAAGGUGACGUAGUGGUGACGGCACCAUGACGACGUAGCGAUGACGACGUAGCGACGACGCCGCAUCCUCGCCGCGUAGCGACCGACUGCGAGCGGUGAAUGAUGGCGUCGUUAGCCCCGCCCCACUGGCCCUGCUUGGCCCCCAGCCAGAUUCUUCAGACUCCGCCUCCGAGCGUGGCCGGCAGCAGCAG
Lethenteron reissneri (Far Eastern brook lamprey) is the source of this 2836-nucleotide messenger RNA. Its product is annotated as unconventional prefoldin RPB5 interactor-like. Gene Ontology annotation, molecular function: transcription corepressor activity; chromatin binding; phosphatase inhibitor activity. The record is from RefSeq and is a predicted model, not a curated record. Lineage: Eukaryota; Metazoa; Chordata; Hyperoartia; Petromyzontiformes; Petromyzontidae. Gene Ontology annotation, biological process: negative regulation of transcription by RNA polymerase II; negative regulation of phosphatase activity.